AUGAAACCUGGUCAGUUGCCUUUCUAAAUACACAAAGCAUUGAUAUUCAUUAAAGGGUCUUAUUUUUUCCAGAAUUCUCUCCGUGUGAAUACUGGAAACGUAGGAAAUCCAGAAAUUGGGCCAUCAUCCCUUCGAAAAGUGAGUUUUUCCCUUCUUAAACUGAUUCCGAAGGCUGAAAUUUUCAGAUUUCUUCCGCCCCACAUUCCUUCUGCUCUUCAUGCUCGGAGUCUAUUCGGCUGCUGCUCCAGCACAGAAAACUCGUGAGUUUUUCUUUUAAAAUCCAUAGAAAACUGGGAAAAGAGGCGUAUUAUAGGGGCACCGCACAGAAAUGACGCUCUGUUGACACAGGUGAUUCGCAAUCGGUCUAUUACAAGUUCGCGGAUGUGUCUAGAGAGAACUCGGAGCAGGUCCUUCAAUAGGCACAUUAUAGGCCGAUCGCGAAAGUUUCACGCAUUAUAG
Caenorhabditis sp. 36 PRJEB53466 is the source of this 459-nucleotide messenger RNA. NCBI's taxonomy places the organism in Eukaryota, Metazoa, Nematoda, Chromadorea, Rhabditida, Rhabditidae. The record is from the annotation of a GenBank genome assembly.